UGUUUACAGCAGCGUAUCAGCCACUGCACGUUAACUUUGGUGGUUUGGCCGGAGAAAUUGUCACGCUUUUGUUACGGCAUGGUAGCUUUUUAUUAAUCACAUACUUAAAAUACAGGCCCACUGCAAUUAGCAUGUUUGCUCGCAGAACUAAAAGUUCCAGAGGCGCGUUACGAUGACAGGCUGGUUAACGUAGCGACGAGGUUACACAGCGCGGCAGCUAACAACAUUAGCUCGAUCGGUGACCGACUCUGCGAAGCAGAAAGGCGAGUGGCCAUGGGUGCGGAGAGCAGCGCGCUGCGGAGCUGUACCCUGGAGGAGCCGCUCUUAACUCUGCCCUCUGGACUCACCAUGCACUCGGCUGUGCUCCAAGAUGGAAAGCCCGCUUCAGUGUUUGUUCACAAGCGAGGCAAUGAAGACAAAGUCAGCAAAGCUGCGAAGCACCUAAAGACACUGAGGCAUCCGUGUCUGCUGCGCUUCCUUUCCUGCUCAGUGCAGGACGGUGGGAUCCACCUGGUAACAGAGCAUGUGCAGCCCCUGGAGCUGUUGCUGGAAAGUCUGCCCCCUGAGGAAAUCUGUGCAGGCAUCUAUGACCUCCUACAGGCGCUUGUUUUUCUCCACGAAAGGGGUAAAUCAAGUCACAACAAUGUCUGUAUUUCAUCUGUAUUCGUCAGCGAAGAUGGUCAUUGGAAACUGGGAGGAAUGGAGACUGUUUGCAAGUUCUCUGAAGCAACUCCUGAGUUUCUCACAAGCAUUAAAAAUGCAAGAGAGGUGAGCUGCGUUCCCCCUGAAGAGCAGGUGGAGGGCUUUAAAAUCCUUCCGGAUAAACAUGCUCACUCCCGAGACUGUUACUCUUUUGGAAUGAUGGUGGAGGCCCUUCUUCCCCUGCUCAGUGGCUAUGUGUCACAGGAGCUGUCCGACAGUCUAAGAAAGACACUGCAGACUGGCCUGUUGCACUCUGAUCCCCUGUCUCGACCACCACUUAGCUCCUUGCUGAGUCAUGACUUCUUCAGGAAUGAUUUUCUGGAAGUGAUGAACUUUUUGAAAAGCUUGACCUUGAAGACAGAAGAAGAAAAGAAUGAAUUCUUUAAAUUUCUUCUAGACAGAGUCCAGAACCUCCCUGAAGAGCUGAUUGCUGUUCGCCUCGUCCCAAAACUCCUCAACUCUCUCGUUUUUGCAGAGCCCAUGGCUGUGAAAAGCUUCCUGCCUCAUCUGUUAAGGCCAAAGAAGGAUCCCAGCAGUGGCGAUAGCGGUGAAGAUUGCCUACUGUCUCUCUCCCUGUACCGUAAACAUGUGAUACCUCAGCUUCUUAAGUUGUACAAAGUUAAUGAGGAACACAUCCGGAUCGUGCUGCUCGCUCACAUCCACAUCUAUGCUGAAUUCUUCUCCCACGACGAGCUUAAAAACCAGAUCUUACCUCAGGUCUUGUUAGGAAUGAGAGACAGUAAUGACUCUCUAGUUGCAAUGACGCUGCAGAGUCUGGCGGUGCUGGUGCCGUUGUUGGGGGCUCAUGUGGUCGUUGGUGGGGAGAGAACUAAAGUCUUUAAACGCACCACGCCCAACUUCAACAAGUCGGCAGAAGUCACCCCUGAAACUUCACCUGUUCAUAUCGUUGGAGCCUCCCACCCUCAGAUGGCUCAGCCCUCCAAAGUGCUGAAUUUGUUUCCCAGACCGGCAGGAACUGAAGGCUUAGUCCUCGGUCACAUGGGUAACUUGUCUGGCGCUCGAGAGAAACCAAGGGUCAUCACACCGAUAUCGGAUGUGAGCACACAGAUGUCUCUACCUCUGAAUGGCUUUCAUCCAGAUCGUGGCAUGGCGCUGUCGUACAGCCCAGAGCGGACCGACAGGCUCAGAGGUGCCACAGAAGACUGGCCUGACUGGAGUGACCCGGAGGAAAGCGACGGUCGAGCUCCACAGUCGGUUCAGAUUCACAUUCAGGCUGCGAAGCAAGAAGAUCCCACCAGCACCAGGCUGCCCCUCUCAGAUCAAAACACUGAAGACGAGCCAUGGGAUGACUUUGAGGACACCGAAGCUACGUCAGAUCUGUCUCCUACAGCUCCUUUUUCAGACCCAGUCGUACUUACACCGCCCACGGGGGCCAUUGUUGUAGCGCCUGCAAAAGUUCCUCCUGAAGUGAUCAAACUGGGCUCGUCUAAACCUCUUAAACUGACCUCGUCACUGCAGCCGUCGACACAGAAAACCAACACUUCCUCGUGGGACAGUGGCUGGGCUCAAGAGGAAAUGGACUCUAGGAAAUCACUCAGCCCCACAAAUCUGAAACCCACAGUUGUGCAAAAGGCGGGUGGCACAGGAGGUCUGGGGGACGAGUUCACCAUCAAGGUCAAGAAAAAGGUAGCACAAGACCCAGAGCUGGACCUGUUUGCAGACAUGGUGCCGGACAUCAAGCUGUCCUCUCCUGCUCUGCUGCCACUGGAAGACGGCAGCGUGGGUGAGACCGGGCAGCUUCCAGCCUCCUCGGACGCCGCAAAGUUUCUGCAGGUCGACUCCAGUGUCGACCAUUUAACUCUUACCACCAAGUUCGCCGUCUCAAGCCUGGCCGAGGCUGAAACUGACGGCUGGGGAGACGGAGAUGACCUGAACUGGGAUGAUGAGAACGCCUGGUGAAAGACUCGACCACUAGAUAAAAAAAAAAGAAAAAAAAAAACUAUGCGCCACAUCUGGAAUGCCAUUUAACAGAAGAGUAAACUGGAAGUUGCUCUUCA
Messenger RNA from Salarias fasciatus (jewelled blenny), 2720 nucleotides. It is a transcript of the gene scyl3, whose product is annotated as SCY1-like, kinase-like 3. The transcript is spliced from 14 exons. The record is from RefSeq and is a predicted model, not a curated record. Bases 274 to 2622 code for a protein of 782 amino acids. NCBI's taxonomy places the organism in Eukaryota, Metazoa, Chordata, Actinopteri, Blenniiformes, Blenniidae. Gene Ontology annotation, biological process: protein phosphorylation. Gene Ontology annotation, molecular function: protein kinase activity; ATP binding.